Messenger RNA from Lacerta agilis (Sand lizard), 1154 nucleotides. RefSeq names its product adiponectin, C1Q and collagen domain containing (gene ADIPOQ). NCBI's taxonomy places the organism in Eukaryota, Metazoa, Chordata, Lepidosauria, Squamata, Lacertidae. Gene Ontology annotation, molecular function: protein binding. The coding region runs from base 307 to 1065 and encodes 252 amino acids. The record is from RefSeq and is a predicted model, not a curated record. The transcript is spliced from 3 exons.
UUUGACAGUUCUCGAGCAAGCCAUCUGGUUCCUUUAAAAUAUGUCUCUCUAAAAAUAGAACACAAUUAAAAUUAUCCCAAAUUAAAAACGAAACAGGAAAAUGAUAGAAAGUGCAUAGAAUUAAAUUAGCAUGCUCGGUAGCAAAUAGAAAGGACAGCAUCAUAACUGACAGCUCCACACGUCUCUUUGUGAUAAGUGAUUGAGAGACCCGGCCAUUCUUUCCACUUCAUUUCUGAAGUGACUGCAAGCAACUUAGGACAUCAUACAAAGAACAACUGGCAGUUCCUCAUUAUUUUCAGGUGCAACAUGAAGCGAGGAUCAAGCCUCCUCUUUUGCUCGCUGGUGCUUCUGCUGAAACUUUGCUGUUACCUUGAAGUGGUUGCUGAAGAAGACCCCCAACAACCACCCAGGGGAGCCUGUGCCAAUUGGAUGUCAGGAGCACCAGGCUACCCAGGCCACAACGGAAUUCCAGGGAGAGAUGGAAGGGAUGGAAAGGAUGGGGAAAAGGGAGAGAAAGGAGAUCAAGGUGUACCAGGCCUCAAAGGGGACAGUGGAAAUUUAGGAUCAACUGGUGUUGCAGGCCCUCAAGGGGCACCAGGAAGCCCAGGAAGCCCAGGACUGAAAGGGGAAAAGGGUGAAAUUUCCUCCAGGUAUCAAUCUGCCUUCAGUGUUGGUCUAACAACCAGAGUCCCUUAUCCCAAUCUUCCGAUCAAGUUUACGAAGAUAUUCUACAAUGAGCAACAUCACUAUGACAUAACGACAGGGAAGUUCCGGUGCGUCAUUCCCGGAGUCUACUAUUUUGCAUAUCAUCUCACCGUGUACGUGGCAGAUGUAAAAGUUAGCUUGUUCAGGAAGGACAAGGCAGUCAUCAUCACUUAUGACCAGUACCAGAAGGACAAUGUUGACCAAGCAUCUGGUUCUGUCUUGCUCCAUCUGGAAACUGGGGAUGAAGUCUGGCUCCAAGUAUAUGGAGAUGAAACAGACAGUGGUAUCUAUGCUGAUAAUGUUAAUGAUUCUACUUUCAUGGGAUUCUUGCUCUACCCAGACUUGGAUAAUGGACAAUAGAAUAUCAGGGGUGAAGGGGGGGAAAUAUCCAAUAAUUGUUUUGGAUUUUCCUUGUAGGCUAAUUAUCAAUGCAAGACAAAAUAAAAAAU